Messenger RNA from Microstroma glucosiphilum, 3981 nucleotides. RefSeq lists its product as hypothetical. Gene Ontology annotation, cellular component: nucleus; U2 snRNP. The transcript has 2 exons. Gene Ontology annotation, biological process: mRNA splicing, via spliceosome. Gene Ontology annotation, molecular function: protein binding; U2 snRNA binding. Lineage: Eukaryota; Fungi; Basidiomycota; Exobasidiomycetes; Microstromatales; Microstromataceae. The coding region runs from base 115 to 3840 and encodes 1241 amino acids. The record is from RefSeq and is a predicted model, not a curated record.
UAGCAUCUUACCCACCGCAAAUACCCUUCCUGCCCAUCCUCUACAUUCCCUGAGGCUCACUCGGCUGAAUACAUCGCUUGGCUCCGAAGGCUCUCUGCAGCUUCCAUCCUCGCGAUGCACCUCUACAAUGCCACACUCUCCCCGCCCUCUGCCAUCACCGCCUCCGUCGUUGGGCAAUUCUCCGGUACCCGGCAGCAGGAGAUCGUAGUCUGCAGAGGUGGGACACGGCUGGAGCUACUGAGACCGGACACGAGCGUUACAGGAAAGGCCAAAUCCAUCUUUGAGCAGGAUGCAUUUGGAAUUGUGAGGAGUCUGGCUUCCUUUAGGCUGACGGGAGGCUCAAAGGACUACCUCAUCAUUGGAUCUGAUUCGGGUAGGAUCACCAUCGCCGAGCUGGACAGUCGGGCGAAUGCCUUUGUCAUUGUCCAUCAAGAGACCUUCGGCAGGUCGGGCUCGCGGCGGAUCGUUCCUGGCCAGUACCUCGCCUCUGACCCGAAGGGCCGAGCGGUCAUGAUCGGCGCUAUGGAGAAGUCAAAGCUCGUAUAUAUCCUCAACCGAGAUGCAGCUGCAAAUCUCACCAUCUCGAGCCCGCUCGAAGCUCACAAGCCCAAUGCGAUCAUCCACGCCCUGGUCGGCCUGGAUGUCGGAUUCGAGAAUCCCACAUUUGCUGCGCUAGAGGUGGACUACGAGGAGGCAGAUCGAGACUCUACAGGAGAAGCUUACCAUACGACGGAGAAGCUCCUCACAUACUACGAGCUGGAUCUGGGCCUGAAUCAUGUUGUGCGGAGAUGGUCUUCACCGGUGGAUCCCCGCUCGUCGUACUUGAUUCAGGUGCCAGGGGGCUACAAUCAGAACACUGAGCGAUGGGAAGGGCCAGGAGGUGUCCUGGUCUGCUCAGAAGAUUACAUCACGUACAAGCAUAGUGUGGGAGAGGAACAUCGGGUAGCCAUUCCUCGCCGGCUUAACCCUGUGGAGAAGAAGGAAGAGCGGAGAGGGACGAUCGUAACAGCGUCAGUGUGCCACCGUAUGAAGAACAACUUCUUCUUCCUGGUGCAAAACGAAGAUGGAGACCUCUUCAAGAUUACCAUCGAUCACGAAGACGAAGACAUCAAGUCUCUGAACAUCAAGUACUUCGAUACAGUCCCUCUCGCUACGUCCCUCAAUAUCCUCAGAGCAGGUUUCCUCUUCGUAGCAGCAGAAUAUGGCGCUUCUCAUCUGUACUCCUUCCAAAAGCUGGGCGACGAUGACGACAUCCCGACUUACUCGAGUACGAGCUAUCCUGCGCUUGGCAUGACUGACACGCCGAUCGAGCCUCCUACCUUCACACCGAGAGAGCUCGAGAAUCUCCUUCUCACGGACAAUCUGUCUGCUCUAGACCCUAUUUUGGACGCUCAGGUCUUCAAUGCUACUGCCAGCGACUCGCCACAGAUCUUCACAGCAUGCGGUAGAGGACCUCGCAGCACUUUCAGGAUGCUACAGCAUGGUCUCGAGGUGCAGGAGGCAGUCAGCUCCGAUCUCCCUGGUAUUCCAAAUGCCAUAUGGACAACACGACUUCGGAGCGCAGACGAGUAUGACUCGUACAUUGUGCUCAGCUUCGUCAAUGGUACCCUCAUUCUCUCCAUUGGCGAAACCAUUGAGGAAGUGAACGAUUCUGGCUUCCUCACGUCCGCUCCUACACUGGCUGUUCAGCAGCUAGGGGCAGACGCUUUGCUGCAGGUUCAUCCCAAGGGCAUCCGUCAUAUCAUGCCAGACCGCAGAGUGGUGGAGUGGGCUGCACCGGCCAUGCCCAACGGCGAGCAGACAACCAUCGUCGCUGCUGCAACAAAUGAGCGUCAAGUCGUUGUAGCAUUGGCUCCUACUAACGAGCUGGUCUACUUUGAGCAGGACAUGGAUGGGCAGCUCAACGAGUAUCAGGAACGCAAGAGCAUGGGGUCGCGAGUGAUCACACUGUCGAUGGCUGACCCCCCUGAGGGCCGGCAACGAACGCCGUAUCUUGCUGUGGGAUGCGAAGAUUCCACGGUGAGGAUCAUCUCCCUGGACCCAGAGUCUACGUUGGCGUCUAUUUCGAUUCAAGCCCUCACAGCGCCGCCGAACAGCAUCUGCGUGGCUGAGAUGAGGGACGUGACGAUUGAUCGCAACCAUGCGACUAUGUUCGUCAACAUCGGGCUGAGGAAUGGAGUGUUACUCAGGACUGUCCUGGAUCCAAUCUCGGGGCAAUUGACAGACACACGGACGCGGUUCUUGGGCGCUAAGCCUGUGAGAUUGGUGAGAGUAAAGCUUCAAGGCGGAGAGCCGGGUGUCCUUGCCUUGGGCUCGCGGCCGUGGCUCAAUUACGCACAUCAAUCGAGGACACACUUUACACCUCUGAUCUUCGAUGCACUGGACCAUGCUUGGACAUUCAACGCCGAGAUGUGUCCAGAUGGUCUCAUCGGCAUCGUUGGGGGCAGUCUCCGCAUCUUCACCAUCCCAACGCUAGGCACCAAGCUCAAAUCGGAUAGUGUCCCACUCUCGUAUACGCCCAGGCGGAUGACGCCCCAUCCUGCCAACAAUGGCAUCUUUUAUCUAGCAGAAGCCGACCAUCGUACCCUUUCAUCGUGGGAGCAGGAAAGGCGGAUAGCAGCCAUGGCUAAAGAGCCCAAGCCGGCUCAGCGUGGAGUGCUCGACUUGGACCCGGCAGACUUUGGACCGAUUCGAGCUGAAGCGGGACAAUGGAGUAGUUGUAUCCGAGUUGUAGACGCUCUGAGUUCGACUACUGCUCACAGAAUUGAGCUGGAAAACAACGAGGCCGCCUUCAGCGUCGCAGUCAUCCCCUUUGCCAACAGUGCGCAGCAGAGCGCCGAGGAUCCUGAUCUAUACCUAGUUGUGGGCACUGCAGCCGAUACAAUCGUCACGCCGCGAACGAUCCGACAGGCUUUCCUCACCACCUACAAGAUCAUCGAUGGCGGGAAGUCUUUGCAAUUUGUUCACAAGACAGAGGUAGAGGACGUUCCUAUUGCCCUUCGCCGCUUCCAGGGACGUCUGCUGGCCGGUGUGGGGAGCACUUUACGCAUCUAUGACUUGGGCAAGAAGAAGCUCUUGCGCAAGUGCGAGAAUCGCGGCUUCCCCACCGCCAUUACCUGUCUGCACACUCAAGGGUCCCGCAUCAUCGUGGGCGACAUGCAAGAAUCUACGAUGUACGUCACUUACAAGUCGGCUGAGAACCGACUGAUCAUCUUUGCCGAUGAUAUCCAGCCUAGGUGGACCACGGCGGUGACGAUGCUGGAUUACGACACUGUUGCCGCAGGGGACAAGUUUGGCAACAUCUUCAUCAACCGUCUCGACUCGGGUGUGUCACAGACGGUCGAUGAGGACCCUACGGGACUGACUGUGCUGCACGAGAAGCCCUACCUGCAGGGAGCACCGCACAGGCUCGCGCUGCAGGCCCACUACUACCUAGGCGACAUUGUCACUGCGAUCCAUCGUGUGGCACUCGCGCCAGGGGGGAGGGAUGUGAUCCUCUACACUUGUCUGGGCGGCACGAUUGGUGUGUUGAUCCCAUUCGUGUCAAAGGAGGACAUCGAGAUGCUCUCCACCCUCGAAAUGGCCCUGCGCCAGGAGGCUAGCAUCGCCUCUGCCUCUGCCUCGGCAGCAGUAGCUGCCUCUUCCUCCCUAGUGGGCAGAGAUCAUCUUGCCUACAGGGGAUUCUAUGCGCCAGUCAAGAGCGUCAUCGAUGGAGACUUGUGCGAGACGUACGGCCUGCUCAACCACAACAGACAGGCGGCACUGGCGGAGCAAUUGGAUCGAUCUACGGCAGAGGUCAACAAGAAGCUUGAGACGCUCAGGACUGCUAGCGCCUUCUGAGGUGUUGCAUGCAGAUGAACAAACAGGAGUGACAUGGCCGGGGAAGGUGGAGCGGGAUCUGACGGGGGGGUUGGGCCGUUAGCAGAGUUGACAGCGUCGGAGGCCAAGUGCUCAGGGGAAUAGGAUGAGAGUGUACAAUAC